Ochotona princeps (American pika) is the source of this 471-nucleotide messenger RNA. RefSeq names its product cytochrome c oxidase subunit 7A1, mitochondrial. NCBI's taxonomy places the organism in Eukaryota, Metazoa, Chordata, Mammalia, Lagomorpha, Ochotonidae. The transcript has 4 exons. The record is from RefSeq and is a predicted model, not a curated record. Gene Ontology annotation, biological process: mitochondrial respirasome assembly; mitochondrial electron transport, cytochrome c to oxygen; regulation of oxidative phosphorylation. The coding region runs from base 180 to 407 and encodes 75 amino acids.
CCACCCGCGCGGCGGGCGUGGCCCGGGAUUCCCGGGAGGGGAGGGCAGGGCGCCGGGUGUCCUUGGGCCGGGAGGGGAGGUGACUCGGGUGGCGGCGGCCGAAGAGGACGACGCAGGAUGAGGGCCCUGCGGAUACCCCUCCAGGUGCCUUAACAACCACGUGCUCUCCACCCUCCCAGAUGCCCCAGGUGCUGAUCCGCUCCUUCGGCUCAACGUCCCGGAACCACUUUGAGAACCGAGUUGCAGAGAAGCAGAAAAUUUUCCAGGCCAACAAUGACCUCCCGGUGCACUUGAAGGGCGGUGGGAUUGACAACCUUCUCUACCGGCUGACUAUGGCCCUGACUCUGGGAGGUACUGUCUACAGCUUGUACUGCCUCGGCUGGGCCUCCUUCCCCCACAAGAAGUGAGACCAAGAAGCAUGGAAGACCUGGGGGACUUAAACAUCAAUAAAUGUGCUAGCUUCCUGGGGAA